Messenger RNA from Xenia sp. Carnegie-2017, 891 nucleotides. Its product is annotated as malignant T-cell-amplified sequence 1-like. Gene Ontology annotation, molecular function: RNA binding. Bases 96 to 644 code for a protein of 182 amino acids. Gene Ontology annotation, biological process: formation of translation preinitiation complex. NCBI's taxonomy places the organism in Eukaryota, Metazoa, Cnidaria, Anthozoa, Malacalcyonacea, Xeniidae. The record is from RefSeq and is a predicted model, not a curated record. The transcript is spliced from 6 exons.
AAACGCCAACAUUUAAUCUCUUCAUCCGAGCAGACCAAAGUCAAAUAAUUUCUUCCAAAAAUUAUUGUUUACCAAGACUGUACUACGGUAUUAAUAUGUUUAAAAAAUUUCAGGCAAAUGAAAGUAUUUCUGGAGUAACACAACUGAAAUCGUCCGUGCAGCGUGGUAUUCGAGCUAAAUUAAUUCAGCAAUAUCCAUGUAUUAAAGAUUAUAUUGAUGAAAUUUGUCCAAAAAAAGAGUCCAUGGUAUUGAUCAAGUGCCAUGAUCACAUAGAAAUAAUAUCCCUCAAUUCUGAAUUGUUGUUUUUUAAACAAAGAGACAGUCCAUAUUACCCAACUUUACGACUUUUACAUCAGUAUCCAUUUCUGCUCCCUCAUCAACAGGUUGACAAAGGUGCUAUAAAGUUUAUUCUUAGUGGAGCAAAUGUGAUGUGUCCUGGUUUGACAUCACCUGGAGCUGAAUUAAUUGAAGCAGAGAAAAACUCCAUAAUUGCUAUUCAUGCUGAAGGGAAAAUUCAUGCUAUCGCUAUUGGGAAAAUGACAUUAUCCUCUGAAGAAAUCUUAUCUGUCAAUAAAGGCAUUGGAGUAGAAAAUAUUCAUUAUUUAAAUGAUGGACUUUGGCAAAUGAAAAAGCUUGACAGAUGAUGAAAUUAAAACAGGAAUGUCGCGUGAUACAAAAUUACGUGGAACUCCAAAGAAUCAAGAAAGCAAUGUCUUAAGUUGUACAAUUAAUACUAAUAUGAUGCAGCAAUUGUAAGCCUUUAACAAAGGAAACAAAUUUUACUAUAUUUUUCAAUUUAUUAUAUGAUAAUUUAAUGUUUAUCCAACAUGCAAAAUUAUUACAUGGAAAAUUUGUCCAUAUUAAAUUUGCUUUACACCAUGGUAAAAAAAA